Aureobasidium uvarum is the source of this 1734-nucleotide messenger RNA. NCBI's taxonomy places the organism in Eukaryota, Fungi, Ascomycota, Dothideomycetes, Dothideales, Saccotheciaceae. The record is from the annotation of a GenBank genome assembly.
UGGACUGGCGGUGACAACUGCGAAAAAGUCCCUACGCUUUUGAGAUAUGAGAUCUCCGCCGAAAACACCCCUCGACCCAAGGGGUCACGCAAGAGACGUGCUGGCAGUGAUGAAAGCACCCUCUUCGUCAGCCAGGUGGUCACCGAAGUGGUCGAGUGGGGAUUCGAAGUCGAUCAAGACAAGGAGCACAUCCAGUUUGUCAAGCUUCUACUCGACCCAAGCCAGCAACUCCCGGAGUACGUCUCUCGCAGAGAACUUGAGGCCCGACUCAGAAGGGCCCAUAAGACCGCAGUGCAGGCAGCGGCAGACUACCUUGCCAAUUUCAAGCAGCACGUCUUGGAGCAGAUCCAGGAUCGCUUUGGCGAGGACAUGUGUUCUUCCACCAAGAUCGAGUACGUCCUCACAGUCCCAGCUGUAUGGUCAGACGCGGCCAAGGACGCCACCUUGAAGGCCGCAGAGUUGGCAGGUAUGAACGAGGACGAUAACUUGUCCAUGAUCACCGAGCCCGAAGCUGCCGCCCUGUGUGCUCUCAAGACUGUGGCAGGUGUCAAUACUCGUGAGGAUGAUGUAUGGAUCGUUUGCGAUGCCGGAGGAGUCGCAGCAGUGUACCAUUAUUUGUACGAGAAACAUACUGACUAUAUCCUGUAUCUUNNAGGCACUGUGGAUCUGAUCUCCUACGAGAUCAAGUCACUCUCGCCGUUUCUGAUCGAAGAGGCCGUCUCGGGAGAUGGCAACGUUUGCGGCAGCGGUCUGCUCAACAUGCGCUUCCAGGACUGGGUCAAGAAAAGAAUGGGUGCCAGAGCCCUCGAGAAAUACAUCGAGAGGAACGAGCGCGGCUGGGCACAGUGUCUGAAGCAUUUCGAAGACCGCACCAAGAGGGACUUUGAUCCCUCGAAGUUUCCCAACAAGAUCUAUCCCAUUCCACUCUGGAACGCCCCUGAUGAUCCCGACGCCGACAUCGAGGACAACAACAUCAACUUGUCUACCGUUGACCUGACUGGGAUCUUUAGUUCCAUCAUUGAUGCUGCUUUGAAGCUUAUUCGUGGCCAGUACGAAGCCUUGCUCCAGAGAGACAAGUAUCCCAGGGGAUUGGUCGUUUGCGGUAGAUUCGCGCGAUCAAAACAUUUGAUGCAGAGUAUCAAAAACGACUUCUCGGAAGUCGAUGGUUUCGAAGUCAUCAGACCCGGUCACUCCUGGUCAGCUGUUGCAGUGGGCGCUGUCAUCCAUCGCCUCGAAGGCGCAUCGAUCGUCAAGAGUCGUAUUGCCAGAAGUCACUAUGGUGUUCUCACGCGUACUUACUGGAAGCAGGGUACGCACAGCGAAGAAUCCAAGGUCUGGGAUACCAACGAGGAGACCUGGUACGCCGAUGACAUUGUCCAGUGGUAUGUGAAGAAGGGCCAGCCCAUGGUAUCUGGAAACUACAUUCCUAUGCCUUUCUUCAUUACCAAUCAGGAACCCACUGUGAGCGAGAUCGUCACCAUGGUCAUCAGUGAUGAGGACGACGCACCUCUCGAGUUCAGUUUCACAGAGAAGACCCGCAGACUUUGUGUCAUCACUGCCGAUCUGAGUGACGUACCUAGCAAGUUCUGGAAGGCAGGCAAGGUCGGCACGAAGAAGAAGUACGUGUACCUCCAGCACAGUGUGGGCUUCACUUUUGGCCCAGGCGGACUGCUUUUCGAUGCCAGAGUCAACAACAAGGUCGUUGGAGAAGCUAGAGCCGACUACGAGCAGUAA